Molecule: messenger RNA, 576 nt
Organism: Prunus armeniaca (apricot)
Lineage: Eukaryota; Viridiplantae; Streptophyta; Magnoliopsida; Rosales; Rosaceae
Source: the annotation of a GenBank genome assembly
AUGGAGCAAGAGAAAGAGAAAGAUGGAGUGAGCCUGGAAGGAGGGAGAGUGAUACUGGUGCCUUACAUGAAAGAACACGUUCCAAAGUACCAUGAGUGGAUGCAAGACCCAGCUCUUCUCCAAGCCACUGGCUCUGAGCCCCUCACCCUCGACCAGGAGUACCAGAUGCAGCUCACCUGGACCCAAGACCCCAACAAGCAGACUUUUAUUGUAUUGGAUAAGCAGUUGGUUGUGGGAGAGUUCAACCAUGGACGGCCCCAUGUGGAAGCCAUGGUAGGUGAUGUGAAUUUAUAUAUGAAUGACCUGGAUGAUCCUCAAAUGGCAGAGAUUGAAAUAAUGAUUGCUGAGCCAAAAAGUCGUGGUAAAGGACUUGGGAAGGAGUCUGCCUUGAUGAUGAUGGCCUUUGCAGUUGAGAAUCUGGGGAUCCACAUCUUCCGUGCUAAAAUUGGAGAGCUAAAUGGAGCAUCUCUUAGCUUGUUCCGGAAAUUGGGCUUUGAGGAGACUUCUUAUAGUGAAAUCUUCAAAGAGGUGAGCACAAUUAUCUUCAUGAAAUAUGCAUAUCUGCACAGGCUUUAG